CUCAGAUAAUUCAACGUAGUAUAUGGAAGAAAUCUACUUCAAUUAAAAAAAAUUAUUACAGCCAGUGAAAUAAAUAAUUUAACAUAAUAAUAAUCAGUGGAAGAAGAAAGUUUUAUUAUUAUAAUGAUUAAAUUGGCACUACAUUUAUUGAUCAGUCUAUAUAUAUUAAGCGAAGUUUCCUGUGAAGAAGAUAAUAAUUCAUUACAACCGUGGGAUUCCUCAGAAUAUAAUCCUCGAAGUCGUGUAAUCGCACCUUAUAAACGUCGACAAAUAUUUCGUUUCGGUAAACGAAACUCACAUCCAACAAUCUACAAAGAAAUGGACGAAUUACCUAGUCUAUGGGAUAUUUAUCGUAAAUGAUAAACUGACAGUGUCACUUUUUUUAAAAAAAAACUAAAGAAAUCUAUGUAUGAUUAAAAUAAAAUACACUGAAUAAUCAAAAUUUAUUGUAAUCAUUUUUAAUCUGUCUAAUUUAAACUGAAUUUUAAAAGAAAAACAUUGAAUAAUGCAGCAUAAUUUUAAAAACGUGCUUAUUUUACCGUUUCGUAAAAGCCAUAACAACCAAGAAGAAAAAUGCCUUUAGAUAUUGAUCAUAUUUGUAUGUUGCAUCAAAAUGUUACUUACAAUAUAUUUCUUUUUCAUAAAAUGUA
Molecule: messenger RNA, 650 nt
Organism: Schistosoma spindalis
Lineage: Eukaryota; Metazoa; Platyhelminthes; Trematoda; Strigeidida; Schistosomatidae
Source: the annotation of a GenBank genome assembly